Molecule: messenger RNA, 3702 nt
Organism: Trichoderma virens Gv29-8
Lineage: Eukaryota; Fungi; Ascomycota; Sordariomycetes; Hypocreales; Hypocreaceae
Exons: 2
Source: RefSeq, a predicted model, not a curated record
AUCAUGGCCCCGGCCGUGGAAAUCUCCUCCCUCUCCUUCUCUCGACGAUCCCAUUCUUCUCCCGAUCUUCCGUCGCUGCCAUCGCGAGCCAAGUCGCCCUCGCUUGGCCAGCCCGUCUCGACCGAACAGCCCGCCUUGGAUAUCAAGGACUUGGCCGAGAUCGCGGCGUUUGAAAUACCCUCCUUCAAUACCGAUUUAGACUUCAAUCUCGACAUCUCUCUUCCUCUUGAUUUAGAGAUCAAGGCGCCCCCUUCUACUACCUCUGAAUAUGCCGACCCCAGACCCCCUUCUCCACCAACAACCUUGCAACAUCUACGCACAAAAUCUGCAGCUUCGUCCAACGAUGGGCCUCGCUCAUGGCUGCGCAGCUUGACGACCAUUCGAGAUACUCAGUACGAGGACGACGAGGCCGCAACUCCUCCGCUGGACGAACCACGGCGGCCAGCUACAGCAAACGAAGCCCCCAUGGACAGCGAUGAGGCAGCCCGCCGAGCAGCCCGGGACCGCUCUCAAUCCACAACUGCAAGCUUUGCCAGCUUCACCAAGAGGUCGUGGAUCCCGUCGUCGCGCUCGCUGCCCAAAAUCCAAUCAGACGCUCCAGCUGCGACGAGCGUGAAGCAAGAAGCGAAAUCGAACCGCUACCAGCUGAAACGGGCUGUGACGGCCAGCAUCCAGGAAAUUACAGCCAAUCAGACGGGCCAAACCCGCUUAGUCGACUCAGGUGCUAAGCCCGCGACGAAGGGAUUCGCUCGUGCCACCAGCUACUUCUCCAGGAUCAAGCAAAAACCCGCGUCCACGUUGUCUAAAACAAGUGACAGCAUUGGCUCCGAUUUUAGCUGCGCCUCGUCUGCCACCAGCUUGGCUCAGCCGGGCUCUAGUAGCAUCGACACGCAUGUCUCGCAAUCCACCUCUUCUGCCGAGACCAACUCCACGGCGCUCACCACAGAUGAGUCGUCGAGCGAAAUGCCAGCGCGCAUGCCCGAUCCUCUGUGGUCGCAGUUCAAGAAUUUAGACCUCGAGUUUCGCGGUUUCGCCUCCAAGGCUGUUGCCCAGCAAUGCGCCCUGAUCGAGUCCCUGUUUUUGCCUUUUCUGAAGAGCAGCACCAGCCAGCAGUCACUUGGCGGUCUGCGGCCCGAAGAUGUCGACUGCCGGGCUUCGAUCCUCAACAAGUGGUGGGGUGGCGUCCUCGACAUGCUCGAGGUACAGCACCAACAGCCGGUCCCGGGUCUUGAUCGACAGCUACUUUUCGAGACGGCUACUACUAUCAUGAUGCGACUUGAGUGGCGCCAGACAACCUCUUACUUUAUGCCCUUGUCGGAGCGGUCCCCUCAAGACCGGAUGCGGGCGAGGUCAUCCACCAACUCAUCCACCUCAUCGCAGAGCUCAAACCAAUCCGCCAUGCUGGCAGAGUCGGCUGAACACAACAUCAGGACCAUGUUUGUGUCCAACUUGGUGAGGCAGAUGGCUUUUGUUGUUGAAAAGAUGUCCCUCCGCCACGUGCCCCCAAGCUUGAUCGAGUUCGCCGGCAAGACGUGUGCAUACGCCUUCUUCUUCGCGCCUGGUGUGUCUGAUAUCUUGGUGAGGCUUUGGGGUCUGACUCCCGACUUGAUUCGCCGCGCCUCUGAAAGCAUGGGCCUGGGCCGAAGCAAUAGCAAUGUGCCAGUCGAUGGGGAAAUUGCAGCCUCAUUUCCGCCGAGGCUGAGUCCCUUGGCCUGGUCGUCGCCUCGAGGCAUGUGGGCUACUCUAAAACGUAUCCCCAAGAUGCCUCUGCUUGUAGCGAGGGUGCCGUGGACGGGACCCUGGGUUAUGCGUUGGAAGGGUCGUGAUACCGACCUUCUCUUCAUCUUUUGCCGAUAUUUUCACCUUUUAUCCAACCAGUUUAUGCCGCAAGGUCUCUCCUUGACUGAGAAAGCACAGUCGCCUGCAUUUAUUCUUGUUCAUGCACAGCUCUUGUCGAUCCUCGAUGGCACCAUCCAUCGCCAGGCUGCCUUUGAGCCUCAAGCCUCGCUUUUGGCUACCUCGGCUCGGGGAGCUGAAGCAGCAGCUUUACAGAUGCCUAUGCCGUCGAACAACAUGAUGAAGAGCAUGGCAGAGAAUAGACUGGUGGUGCUGUUGAAAGAUGUUCUAUCCGAUGACACUUCUUUCAAUUCGGGAGCAAGACAUACCUUUGCCGAAGCUUUCUCUGCACUGUUGAAAGCUGCCGCGAGCAGGACUCCGAGAUACAACAGUACCGCAUGCUCAACACUGUGUGACCUAUUGGAGGAGGUUAUCCUCAUCUACCAUCGGGCUGAGACGACUGAAAACCCAACAUGCUAUAUUGACUGGCCUUUUUGGGUUGACGUUUGCAAACUGGCCUUGACCUCGUUGAACACUCUAUCAGAAAUUCGAAUGAUCUCUUUCAUUUUCACGGUAUGGGAUGCUAUUGCCAAGGAUCCUGAGCAUAAGAUGAUGAUAUGCCGUGACUGGCUGUUGACGGAAGAGACCUUUAAUUCAUUUUUCAACAACUGGUGCCCAAUGGUGCGAGCAUACUACAUGCGUCUGCUUUGCUGGAGAAUCUGUCGCGACAAGGGUAGCCAGAAUGAAACAGACAUGGAAAUUUUUGCACUGGCUUCAAAGAGGCUCAAGAGCGUUUGGUCGCAUUAUCUAUAUCUUAAGCAGACUGCCGAGGAAGCUGGCCAGCCCGGCCCCGCGACAGCACCAAUGUCGCCUACUCUGGGAAAGCGGUUCAUCAUCAUUCGGCAGGAAAUCAGUGUACCUCAGCCGGGCCUAUUUGUGACGUUUGAUUCGUUCACCAAGGCGUCAAGUAUAGUGUCGCCCUCCAGCGACAGCAGCGCUGAUGCAAGCCUUCUAGCCAAGAAUGACCCCAAGAAAAAGUGGUCUAUUCUCAAGUUACUAACAUUCAACUCGGCCGCCUCCCCCAGCACCCGAACGGCGACAGAUUCAUCACCUUCAGAGGAUGGACUUCAGAAUGCACGGCGCGAGGUUGCAAACUCUCGGGCACGGCAGAACACUCCAUCCAGCCCACCCAGGACGGCCAAAUCCGACAAGAGCGUGGACUCUGAUGGCUCGAACCCAGUCUUCGAAGAGCCCAAGUUUACUUUCAAGUUUGUUCUGGGCUGGCCGCAACCUCAGCAACAGGUGCCCUCGCUAGACCGCAUUCUCGCGUGCCCGAGACUUCCUACACCAGCCCAAGCAAGACUUGGCUUCCAGGCAAAACGUGGGGGUGGCCCGACCCUUCCCCCACUCUUGAUACCCACGAGAAAGUUUUCUGGCAGUUCACAGGGUGGUUUGGUGCAAGCAGCAAGGAAUGCAAGCCCACUUAGUUCACCAGUCACAGAGCCUCGUCGAAAAUUAUCUCUAAGCGGCGGGGUAAUACCAGAAGAGUCUUCGUCUAUUACAAGCGGUUCCGAGACAAAUAGUGGCGCAUCUACCCCCAGCGAAUCCAGGCUUCUUCCGUCUCCCAUCGUCCAGCUGACACUGAGCGAAGAACGCCAAGGGGAGGCCAAUGCAGAGGCUGUAAAGCCCGCUGGAGCGUUUGUCAAGAACUUGGUUUAUUCGGGACGUGCGUUGUCCGAGUGGAGCCUUGUGGUAGCGGAGUGCAACAACUUUGUUGAGCGCCGCCGCGAUGAGGGCGUUGAUACGCUGCAUGAAGUUGAAGUGCCGUUGCUCGGCGUCGAGGGAUUCCGCAAGAUGGGUGGCUAG